Molecule: messenger RNA, 630 nt
Organism: Ipomoea triloba (trilobed morning glory)
Lineage: Eukaryota; Viridiplantae; Streptophyta; Magnoliopsida; Solanales; Convolvulaceae
Product: TMV resistance protein N-like
Exons: 1
Coding region: 1-630 (209 amino acids)
Biological process (GO): defense response
Molecular function (GO): ADP binding
Source: RefSeq, a predicted model, not a curated record
AUGGUGUUCAAUUUAUCGGAAUUUGGGGGUAUGGGAAGUAUUGGCAGGACAACAAUUGCACGAAUUGUUUUGAAAACGUUUUCGAGCCAAUUUGAAGGAGUAUGUUUUCUUGCAGAUAUUAGAGAAAGCCAAGGCAAAAUGAGUGAAUUACAAAAGACCCUUAUAAAAACAAUCUCAAAUGGACCAGUAGAUAAUAUAAGCAAUGUGCAUGAUGGAAUGGAUAUGAUAAUGACAAGGUUUAAAGAGAAAAAAGUUUUGAUUGUUCUUGAUGAUGUAGAUCACGUGGGACAAUUACGGAAAUUAGCCGGAGAUUAUGUUUGGUUUGGUGGGGGUAGUAGAGUGAUUAUAACUACAAGAGAUGCGGGGGUAUUGCGUUCCCAUGGAGUUGAUGAAAAGUAUAUAUAUAAAGUAGAAACGUUGAGAGAGAAGGAAGCUAUUCAAUUGUUUAGAUCGCAUGCCUUUAAACAGAAAGCUAAAACUGGCGUGGAAGAACUGUGUGGACCAGUUGUGCAUUAUUGUAAGGGUCUUCCACUAGCUCUUAAAGUUUUGGGGAGUUCUCUUUGUGGACUAGAGGCUAUUGAGUGGGAAAGCACUUUAGAGAAACUCAAGGACACCCCAGAUGAGUUUUGA